Molecule: messenger RNA, 4486 nt
Organism: Pantherophis guttatus
Lineage: Eukaryota; Metazoa; Chordata; Lepidosauria; Squamata; Colubridae
Gene: SLC66A2
Product: solute carrier family 66 member 2
Biological process (GO): retrograde transport, endosome to Golgi; phospholipid translocation
Cellular component (GO): trans-Golgi network; endosome
Source: RefSeq, a predicted model, not a curated record
GAGGCGGCGGCAGCAGCAGCAGCAGCAGCGGCGGCGCCUGUGGCUUUGGGAGCCCCGGGCAAAGGAAAAGGGCGCAGCGCAGCUGUGGCUUCAGCGCAGUCUAGAAGCGGGAGCGGCGCCCCGGGCUGGGGCUCCCUCGAGCAAGAGGGGGAGAUGCGCGGUUCUUGGGGCGAGGGGCCUUGGAGAGAGCCCAGUGUUGCUUAAAGAAUGGCAUACAACCUAUUGGAAGAUUAAUCAGAUAUGAAUAUAAGUCAGUAAAUCCUGAGGAAGUAAAAAAGGGGCUUCCCUUUUGUUACCAACUGUCCUCAUGCUAAGGGACAUCAUUCUGCCCAUGAUGGAAGCAGAUGGCUGGGAAUGGCUGGUAACUGCAGUUCAACAGCUGAUAUCCUGGGGAGCUUCGGCAGCCAUGAUGUUUGGAGGUGUGGUGCCAUACAUCCCUCAAUACCGAGAUAUUAAAAGGACACAGAACGCAGAGGGCUUUUCAACCUACGUGUGCUUAGUAUUAUUAAUUGCAAACAUUUUAAGGAUACUCUUUUGGUUUGGGAGACAUUUUGAGUCACCUUUAUUAUUGCAAAGCAUUAUAAUGAUAGCCACAAUGUUAUUGAUGCUGAAACUGUGCACUGAAGUACGUGUGGCUAAUGAGUUGAAUAUAAAACGACGUUCCUUUUCAGCUGCAGAUAGUAAGGAUGAAGAAAUCAAAACAGCUCCCAAGAGAACCUUUCUAGAUUUUGACUUGAACUCUUUCUGGCACUGGAACAAGUUUGCAGAUUAUGUGCAGUGCGUUCUGGCUUUCACUGGGGUAACAGGAUGCGUCACUUACCUUUCCCUUGACUCCAGUAUCUUUGUUGAAACCCUGGGUUUCCUUGCUGUUUUCAUUGAAGCCAUGGUGGGUAUCCCGCAGCUCUACCGUAAUUAUCAGAAUAGGUCUACUGAAGGAAUGAGUGUAAAGAUGGUGCUAAUGUGGACCAGCGGUGACACCUUCAAGACGGUGUAUUUCCUCCUGAAUCAAGCUCCAUUCCAGUUCUCGGUGUGUGGACUUCUCCAGGUUUUUGUAGACAUGGCCAUCCUUUUGCAGGUUUACUUCUUCAGCUAUUACCCACAGAAACCUGUUCCACACUCAUCACAUCCAGCCAGCACAAAGGCACUUUAAGACACAGAAUGCAAGUGAUUAUUCAUUGAGAUUUGUAGAAGAGGCUGGGAGCCAGCCUUAGCUUCCGCUCUGCUUGUACCUACUGUGUUUCUGAGGAACUAAAAAUAGAAGGAUCAAAGAUGCAUACCUACAUGGACACUUCUUCUGGCACUUUUCCUCUUCUUUCAUUGGGUUGGAUAUCUAUUGAAAUGGGUUUGUUUUUUGGGGGGUUGCAGUGAGAGGUUUUCUUUUAUGUUCUUCUGUUCUACUCAGUUCUUUAAAAUAUCUGUGCACGGAUAAAUGUGUGUAUCACAAGGGCUGGUUGUUAAUAUUCUCAAUGCUAUUUUUUCAAAGGUCAGUUAUAAAAGUUGGAGUAUUUUGUCUGAAGCAUUUACCUAUUUAUACGCAUAUGGGCUAUGUAUUUGGAAUAUUUUACAUUCCUUAGAUGAAAGUGCAGAACCUGUUGUUGUUUUCAAAUGUGGUAGGCCAAACUUGGUAAGAUUGUAAGAGUUGAUACUAGGAAGAGAUGGUUUACUGAAUAAUGUCAAGGAAUAGAUUUUGUGCAACUGUGUUAAAUAUAUAUGUGCACACUGCUGGGCCAGUGUGAUGUAUAAAUACUUCAGAGUGAUUAGUGAUUUUGAUACAAAUGCUACUACAGCCAAACAGAACAGACUAAUGCACAGUUAAGUCUUCAGAGAGCUCAGAAGGAUGAGUAAUUUCAACACCUUGGAGAAAUUACUAACAGAAUCUAUAAAGGAUUUAUAGUUAAAGAGGUCAAGCUUGAAAGAAAAUCAGUGUUUAGUUUAGCCAUUAUUUGCAUUCUGUUCCUGUAUUUUUGUUUGGUGGGAAAGCCACUUUCAGUUAUGUAUGGUAAAUCUUGUCUUCACAGUGCGAGCACAAUGACAUUCUUAAAGUUAUACUCUUAAGUUGCACAGGUCAACUACAAUAGCACAGCUUCUUACACUAAAGACAUUAUCUGAGUAACCUCUCUGUGAAAGAGAUGGUUUACUAGACUAGGAUAGAGAAGAGAGAGCAAUAUUUUAGCGUUGGAUAAUAGGGCAGCCUUUUUUUUUAAAGAAACAUUUUGUGUGUGAUAUUUUUCUAAAUAUUUAAUACCAAAUGUCAUUUUAUGUUUGGGAAGAAGUGAGGCUACUGAAAAUGAGGGGAAGUAUGGUAGCGAUUCAUAGUCCAUUAAAGUUUUGAAAGUUGCUUCAUUUUAGCAAUGCCAUAGCCAGUAACUGAAAGGGGAGAAUGAAAAAGCACUUAGGGAGGCACAUUUAUAAAAGUAGAGAAACUGGAGGAUCUAUAAAAUGAGUUCACCAGACUUAUGUAAGCCUAUUCUGAGAUUUGAUUGGGCUGCAAGAAAAGCAUUGCUUGUAUUGUUUUAAAAAUUCCUUGACUAACUUGUCAAGGCAAAUUUGCUUCCAUAGCUAUGAGAUAUAUAUAUAUAUGCAUUCUACAGUGAUUCAGGAACCACUCUCUUCUCUUAGCCAUAAAAUACAUAAAACUGUAUGUGCUUUUGUUGUUAGAUAUAUCCUACUUGGAGGGGCAUUUUAUGAAAUGCUGAUUCAACUGUUACCUUGAUUCCCCUCAACUAUCCAAAAAAAGAUAUUCAAGUCUGACCAGAACUCUUCAGCUGGAUCUCCUCCUUGCUUCAUCCGGCUGUCUCUCUCUCAAAUCUGGGGUGACCUGAAGACAUCAAAAUCCCAUCUUUGCAAGAGUGGGGAUCUAUCAGCAGCUUUGUUUUAAUCCCUUCCACUAGCACAUCUGAUCUGGCUAUGCGUCCUCUCCUCUAUUUUGGAUCUGAGGGAGAAGUGUUUCACUAGGGCAAUUCUGAAUGCCCAGGAACUCAGUCCCUCCCUUAACCAGCAAAAAAUAAUCGAGACAAGACAAGGAUGAGGCAAUAUAUUGAUUGGCUAUCACUUUAGUGGAGGUCUCUCUGCCUGGCUGGCAAAUAAAUAAAACCUCAGGAAAGCUGCUUUAAUGAGGGCUUGGUGUGAAAUGUAGUUGAAUAGACUUGUGCUGUUGAUUGGCUUCGCUGCUUAUUCCUUGGUGCCUGAAGUGACCUUACCAAGCUGAUUUUAUGUGGCAUGGCUGAAUGUGAAUGUUGCAUUGCUCUCUUUUUCACAAGCGUUCUAACUAGGUUAGAACAGGGUGGCAGUCGUCUUUUAAAUUAUACAUUUUCACCCUAGUUUUUCCUGGUGUGCUGCUGUAGCGAGGAUUGUAUUUCUACUCGUACAACAGAACUUAUUAAAAUCGCAAUGCUAGGUUUUAUUUUUGUAUGGGGUAAUAUUCUUUGCUUUCCCAGUGUCCUUUGAGAAGAGAUACGGGAUUAAACUAUUAUGUUAGUGUAGCCUGAAUAUAUACAAAUACCUCUUUUUUUUAAACAAGUGUUAUUGAAGAUAAAAUUAAUAGUAUUCCACACACACUCCUGCUUUUUUUUUAGAUGAGUUACUGUCCACAGAUUCUUAACUUCUGCUGUCAAUAUUAAAAUAUAGGCUUAGAACAUCACAACAAAACUACAAAUGUCACCAGAGAAGUUUGCGCACUUGUGCAGUAUUUAACCGUGUGGAUCACUCACUCCUGAACUCCAGAUAGACACGUAUUUAAGAAAAGGGCCAUUUUAACAUGACCCACCUACAGUUUUGGGCUCGACAUCAAUUGAUUCCCAGGGAAUCAUAACUAUCCGUCACAUAGAAGAGAGCCAAGUGCCUGUUUUUUUCCCAUGAAACUUCUGUUGCCAUGGCUUGAACAUUUAAACUAGGGGUGUCCAACCCUGGCAACUUUAAGACUUGUGGACUUCAACACCCAGAAUUCCCCUGCCAUCAUGAAUUCUGGGAGUUAAAUUCCACAAGUCUCAAAAGUUGCCAAGGUUGGACACCCCUCAUUUAAACCAUGAGUGGCCAAUCUUUAAUUAGACAAUGGUGAAUCUCGCUCUCCUGAUCAAGUGCAGCAUGCCUUCUAGUGAUGACGGGAGAAUCAAUUUUCUCAUAGUUUUUUUGGGGGGGACGGGGAGGAUGGAUAACCCAUGUCCCUGGAAACUGACUAUUUUGCCAUCAAAUUUCAAAAGUUCUCAAGAUGCUAAGAGGCCACAUUUCACCAUAGGACACAGGUUGUCCAUCGCUUGCUUAAGCCUUCUCCUACUCACAGGUAAACUCUUCAUCAAGCAGCAGCUCUGAUACAUCUGUAAGAGUAUCCAAAGAGCAUCUCAGUAAUUAGGAAACUAUUUCCUAAAAAAAAAUCCUGUAAAGAACUUUUGUAUAUUUUAGCUAUAUGUUGAAUGUAUGGAAAAAUCCAAUUGCACUCAUUAACUAUCAAUUUGAUUUUUUUAAAAAAAUAAAGUUAUAUACAAAUUCA